Messenger RNA from Fraxinus pennsylvanica, 897 nucleotides. The record is from the annotation of a GenBank genome assembly. Lineage: Eukaryota; Viridiplantae; Streptophyta; Magnoliopsida; Lamiales; Oleaceae.
AUGAAUGAAAAAUCAUGGCUUUGCACUGCUUUUACACAGCUAACUCUCUGCAUUGCACUUUACAUAGCUCUUAAUAUAAGUCAGCCCCAGAAGCAUACUUAUGGGAACAGCAAAAAUGGAGGCAGAAACACUGAUAUGUACUUCAUUAGUGUUGCUGGAGGAUCUAGGCCACUUGAACAACAAACCUUUUUACUUAAACAGGUGGAGAAGGUAGUGACAUCCUACAAGGCUCGGUUUAUAGUCAACAUUUGUGAACUUGGGGAAUCCGAUCCACUCCUGCAGAAUGCUACGCGAUACCCUGAGUUGCAGAAAAUACCAUGGUACACUACUAGAGCAUUGAAAGGAGAAGGAGCAAAUUAUUUCCACAAGAAGAUUGAAAUUCCUUAUGGACAAACACUAGAUAUUAUAGCCAUGGAUACUGGGCUACUCCAGGACUCUUCAAGUGUCGCUGAAAAUGAUCAGCUUCAGUGGUUAAUGACAACCCUCAAUGAAAGCAGUAGUAACUGGAAAAUUGUUUUUGGAUUCCACCAGUUGGUGACCUCUGAAGAGAAUGUACAGAAAAUGGAACCAAUUUUUGAACAAUUAUAUGGUAUAUUUCUUAACUAUGGAGUGAAUGCAUAUUGGAGCUGGCGGGCUGAUACUCACAAUGUUCAAGGAGGUACCAUGCAGUUGACUGAUGUAGAUCCAAUGGAUAAUCACCGUUAUCUUACUGCUGUUAAUCAAAAUUUAGUCUACAACAAGGAAAUGGUAAAUGAAUUCCUUCUUCAUUGGGUUAGUCCACUGGAAAUUGUCACAUAUCUGGUUAAGUUGACAGGGGAGGUUGUGCAAAGUUCAGUGCUUCGACAAAUGGGCAAGGAGGGUAUUGAAGCAGCCUUUGAGCCAUGCACGGCGGUGUAA